AUGAUGCUGUCCAGAGCUAUUGCGCGCUCGGCGCGACUCCCGCCUCUCCAGAGGACAACCUUGUCGGCCUCAGCUUUGGCGAGAGUAACCACGCCGGCAUUGUCGCUCUGGUUGCGCGGAAUGGCAAAUAACAACCGACCUCGAGGCUACCCGACAAACAAAGGCCCAGCUCAACAAGGAGCUCCCAGCACGAAACCUUCGAGCGAACCCCAGCCCCCCCAGCAGCAGACACCCAGCUCAGAUCCCACUACAUCUUCACCCUCGACAGAGCCUUCGACACCGCCCAUCGAAGUCCCUUUAUCAUCUGCAUCGUCGGCCGAACCAGCAACCUCAAAACCCGACAUGAGCUCACUCCCCGACCUAACGCAAGGAAUCCCAUCGACCCUCGAAUUCGAGAGAGGUGGCACUACCAAGGAGUCGGAGUUGAAGGAGUCGGAGUGGACUGCCCUCGAGGAGGCACCCGAGUCGCAGGGUGGGGGUGGUCGAGGUAAAGGGGAGCUUCCCGCUUCAGCAUACAUGAGCUCGACGGAAAAGCGGAGGAACAAGUUCGCCAAUCGCAUGUAUGCCGCUGCGCUCGCGACCACCGUCGUCGGAUUGGCCUACCUUGGCCGUGACUGGGAUGAGGAUGAAGCACCUAUGCAUACGGACACACCUAACGGGUGGUCCGUCGGCUUGUGGUGGAAGCGUGCAAUGGCGCGUCUCUACGACGUCACAAACUACUACCGUGAACCUGCCUUCGAGAAGCUGUUGCCCGACCCGGAUCCCAUGUUCGAACGACCCUAUACUCUCUGCAUCAGUCUCGAGGACAUGUUGGUGCACAGCGAAUGGACACGAGAGCAUGGUUGGAGAGUUGCAAAGCGCCCCGGCGUCGACUACUUCCUACGCUACCUUAGCCAGUACUACGAGUUGGUGUUGUUCACAAGUGUUCCGUUCGCUAUGGGAGAACCCUUGGUACGAAAGCUGGAUCCGUUUCGAUUCAUCGUCUGGCCGCUGUUCCGAGAAGCGACCAAGUACAACGAUGGUGAGAUCGUCAAGGACCUGUCUUACCUGAACCGUGACCUGUCCAAGGUCAUCAUCAUUGACAGCAAAGCCUCACAUGUCCAAAACCAGCCCGAGAACGCAAUUGUCCUUCCCAAGUGGACUGGUGACCCGAAGGACAAGGAUCUCGUGUCGCUGAUCCCGUUCCUCGAAUACAUUCAUACCAUGCAAUAUAAGGACGUGCGUGAGGUGCUGAAGUCAUUCGAGGGGAAGGACAUCCCCACCGAGUUUGCGCGCCGUGAAGCGAUUGCGCGCGCCGAGUUCCAGAAACAGGUCAAGACCGAGAAGAGGUCGCGAUCAUCGGGAAUGGGCGCUCUGGGCAGCUUGCUUGGGUUGAAGCCGAGCAACAUGAGCAUGAUGGUUCCGGUCGAGGGCGAACAAAGUCCAUCUGAAGCCUUCGCGCAGGGCAAGAUGCUGCAGGACAUUGCGCGCGAGAGGGGCCAGAAGAACUACGAGCUGUUGGAGAAGGAAAUCCGGGAGAACGGAGAGAAGUGGCUCAAGGAGGAGCAGAUGGCCCAGGAGAAGGCCCAGGCCGAGGCAAUGACCAGCAUGAAGUCCUCGUUCAUGGGCUGGUUCGUGCCGUCCGGCGCAUCGCAGGACCAACAACCCAAGAAAUAA
Messenger RNA from Anthostomella pinea, 1656 nucleotides. NCBI's taxonomy places the organism in Eukaryota, Fungi, Ascomycota, Sordariomycetes, Xylariales, Xylariaceae. The record is from the annotation of a GenBank genome assembly.